Messenger RNA from Naegleria fowleri, 1113 nucleotides. RefSeq lists its product as uncharacterized. The record is from RefSeq and is a predicted model, not a curated record. The coding region runs from base 1 to 1113 and encodes 370 amino acids. NCBI's taxonomy places the organism in Eukaryota, Heterolobosea, Eutetramitea, Acrasida, Naegleriidae. The transcript has 2 exons.
AUGGUUCCUUUUAGGACUUCCUUUGUUCUUCAUGACAAGGAAGAACUCUUCAUACAUGUUCCUAAAAGUCUACGAACAGAGUUUAGAUUACACUUGACUUGUCAUGAAAAGUUACCAACCAUUAAUGUCAAGAUGUAUGUUAAAAUUAGAAAUGUGGCAAUGACUGCUGUGGUUUGUAGACAAGAAGAUAUUGAAAACACUCAGUCGUACCAAAGACUUUGCAAUGGUGGAGCUCAAUUUGUGAAAGCAGAUCAGGUCGCAGAAAUGUUAACUGAAGCUCUUCAAUCGAACAACAUGAUUUGCUUCCAAGAUCCUGAAAUACCUGACAAGAGAAAAAUUGCCGAUGGUCUUGGUUUAAAUCCUCAAGAUUACCAACCUAUUACUGUUAUGUGGAAUGUUGUUAAUAUACUGAAAGAAGAAAUAGAUUACAGACAAGCUAAUCAAAAAAUUAGGAAAUUUUACACAUCUGAACAAAAUUCAGAAAAGAUACGUGUUUCAGGAAAAGCUGGAAUUGGGGCCUUUAGUGCGAAAGUUGGUUAUUCCAAAGAGAUGACACAAGAGAAUAUAAAUUCAGGGUAUUUCAAUGAUGAAACGGAAUACAGCGAGUUUAAACGAAGGAAUUACACCGAAGUUGGCCAACAACCGAUCAAUUCUCCAAGAGGACUUGAUUUAGUAGAAAGCACAACCAUAAGAACAAACUUGUCCAGAGUGGUUUCGUCUUUCACUUAUAAGCCAUCCAACGCAGAAGAACGUUUUGAUUUCAAUGCUCCGACAAUUGAAACUCGCAAAGAGAUCUUAAUUCCUGCCAAAAAUCCAGUUAACUUGGUUGGCGCAAUUAGAGAUUUGGGUUGCAGUGUUGCUGUGCCAUCUACUUGGGAUCAUAGACAUUCAUCCCUUCAUAUCGCUAUUAAUGACAUUCCUCGUAUGGCUAUUUAUUCUGGGUGCAGAGAUGCAGACUCUGGAUCAUGGUGUGCACAAGUUAAUGAUGGAAAUCAAUGGGUCAAAGUAUAUUUUGGAGAAAUUGUUUCUGUGUAUGCAAUUGAUCUCCAAGGACGAUCUGAUUUAGAUCAAUGGUUACCAUGUACACAGUUGAAUAUACCAUUGACGGUGUGA